UAGAAGUAAGAACGCGUAUUUUUUAUUCAGGAAAGUUACAUAAUAGACAACUUUAGAAUUCGAUGCAUUUCUUAUAAUUGACAUUCAUCACUCAUCACUGCUGUCAUUGGGGAAUUGUGAUUAAGUAUCUAUGGAACAUAAAUUAUUUUUAUCCUGCAUAUUGACGAUCACUAAGAUGCUUGAUAAACGUAAAUCGUGCAGGGAUACAGGCGAUUCCUUCUAUCUGACAAACGACGUCAUCAUAGCGCGCAUAAUGGACGAUUUUUAUCGUUGGUCUGUGUAUUCAUAUCAUAUCAUGAUCGCCUUUAUAUAGUCCGUUUUAUAAUUUUGACACAUUUUGUAGUUAACUCAUCACAUGUUUUAAGACUUUUGGAAUUUGCUGAAACGUAAGCAAGGGAAUCAACAAGUUUGUGGUCAGCAACUGAAGUAAGGACAACAUUAAAGGUGGAGACUUUGGCAUUGAUAAAUGAAAGAAGAACAAAGGAAGACUAACAAUGCUUGUACAUGUAGUAAUACCAAUUCUACUUUUAACAACAGCUAUUAAAAAUGUCGAACCAGCCUACAGUUAUGCAUUGGAAGAUAAUUUGAGAACGUCCCUUGGUAUCGGAACAACCUACAAUCUUUUUGUCAGACCUUUAGCUCAAGUAAAUGUAACUGUGGCGCUUAAUAUUAUUACACUUAAUUCGUUGAGUAUAAGUGACCAGUCGAUGUCAAUAGCUGGAUAUCUGACAAUGUUUUGGGAUGAUCAGAGGUUAGACUGGUCACAAGAUGCCACCUAUAAUACAAAUAUACCGGCUAUUUACAGUAACGAAGAAUAUAUAUGGCGACCGGCUCUUAUAAUUGAAAAUUCCGUGAGCGAUAUUUCGAUAGUGAGUGACGAUAAUGUCCUGAUGAAAGUUCAAUCGAGUGGCUCUGUCAUUUGGACACCCUCUGGAAUCUACAAAACACACUGUGAGACAGAUGUGACAUAUUAUCCUUUUGAUACCCAAUCAUGUGAUGUGAUUAUUACCACGUGGGGUUAUACGUCAAUAGAGAUAGCACUAUAUGUUGCGCAGGAAGCUGUUCGUUUGGAAUACUACAAGGAGAAUGGAGAAUGGACAUACCAAGGAUUUUCAGCCUUUACGACUUCAAAUUCUAGAGAAGGUUCUUCUACACCAGAAAUAACGUUCACAUUAACGUUCAAACGUAGACCAGUGUUCCACGUGUUGAAUUCUCUGAUUCCAAUGGUUCUGUUAGCGUUCCUGAGUUCUAUGGUAUUCAAACUUCCUCCAGAUUCGGGAGAGAGGAUAGGAUAUUCUCUAACUGUGCUACUAGCAUACGCUGUCUAUCUCACUAUUAUAUCUGACAACAUGCCGUCCUCCUCAAGUUCUACAUCUGUUUUAACUAUUUACUUACUGUUUGUCCUAGCUUUAGGUGUGCUGUCCGUCAUCAUAACUAUAUAUGUAUUAGAUUGUCAUCAUAAAGACGAAAACGUCCCAGUUCCCAAAUGGCUUAUGAGGAUGUCGACUAGCUGCUUGGCUAAAUUUGCAUGUUGGAAAGAUAAUUCAUGUUUGUGUGGACGAAAAGUGCAACCAUAUGGGGAAGCUAAAGAAAGUAUACCGGAAACCACGGAAAAGCAUUCUGGGGAAUUAGAUUCCUUGACAUGGAAAGAUAUUAGUCAAAUAUUAGAUGGAUUUUUCUUGAGAUUGUAUUUACUUAUCAUUUGUUUUAUGACAUUUAUAUUGUUUAUGACAUUAGUGAUUGGAUAUUAUAUCAAGUAAUCAUACUGUACAUUUUCGAUAUUUUAUAAAAAAAAUCUUUGAUCUUCACGAAUGCGUAUUUCAUUUCUUGUAACAUGAGAGUGUGAUAUAUAAAAAUAUCGCUAA
Mytilus trossulus (common blue mussel) is the source of this 1865-nucleotide messenger RNA. RefSeq names its product neuronal acetylcholine receptor subunit beta-3-like. The coding region runs from base 495 to 1760 and encodes 421 amino acids. Lineage: Eukaryota; Metazoa; Mollusca; Bivalvia; Mytilida; Mytilidae. Gene Ontology annotation, molecular function: transmitter-gated monoatomic ion channel activity involved in regulation of postsynaptic membrane potential; transmembrane signaling receptor activity; excitatory extracellular ligand-gated monoatomic ion channel activity. Gene Ontology annotation, biological process: monoatomic ion transmembrane transport; regulation of membrane potential; chemical synaptic transmission. The record is from RefSeq and is a predicted model, not a curated record. The transcript has 7 exons. Gene Ontology annotation, cellular component: plasma membrane; neuron projection; synapse.